AUGGCCGUUGAUUCGACUGAUAAUCGGCGAGAUUUCGUUGUCAAGAUCGACGGUGAAGACAAUGAGCCAAGCAACAAUGGCGAUGGAGGAAAGUUUUGGAGAGAGUCAAGUUAUAGUUAUUGGCACGGUAACCAGAAAGACAAGAACGGCAAAUCCGGUGGUGAAGACGACGGGAGUUUUGAAUUUAUGCGGCGAAGGAAUGAGAAAUCGGCGGAGCCAGAUCCACCGUCAAAGCUCAUAACUCAGUUUCUCAACAAACAAAAAGCUUCCGGUGAUGAGAUCUCUCUCGACAUGGAACCCAACAUGCCGGAGCUUCAAAGCAACACGGUUUCUCCGUCACCGAUAACGGCGGUUUCCGGUUCUGCGUCACCAGUAACGGCGACGGCUGGUUACCGUAACGAACCCAUCGAUGCGAUUAGACGGAGGCAUAACAGAGUCACGCUUUCUCCGUCUGUUAAAGAUAGUGAUAGUAGCGACGAAGAAGAAAACAGAGUAGACGAAUCAGAGGUUGUGAAGUGUAGCUCGAAUAGAUCGCUGAGGACUAAGACUUUGAUGAAGACAAAGACAAGAUCUAGAUUGAUGGAUCCUCCAACUCCUGCGUAUCCGGAGAUGGUUUCGGGUCGGACUCCAAAAUCCGGGCAUUUGAAACCCGGGUUUACAGGGAAAAGCCCUAAACCGGGAACUCCAAACCAAGGAGGAGCAAUGGAUUUGGAAGAAGAGGAGGAUCCAUUUUCGGAGGAGGAUUUUCCGGAAGGUUACAAGAAGGAUAAGCUUUGUCUUUGGCUUAUUAUGGAAUGGAUUUUUCUGAUUCUGAUCAUCGCCGGUUUGAUCUGUAGCCUUGUGAUACCUUUCUUGCGUGGCAAGAAACUGUGGAACCUGGCUUUGUGGAAAUGGGAAGUGAUGGUUCUUGUGUUGAUAUGUGGGAGGUUGGUUUCUAGUUGGAUAGUGAAGCUGUUCGUCUACUUCGUCGAGAGCAACUUCCUUCUGAGGAAGAGGGUUUUGUAUUUCGUCUAUGGGAUUCGACAGGCGGUGCAGAACUGUCUCUGGCUAGGGCUUGUGCUGAUCGCCUGGCAUUUCUUGUUCGACAAGAAAGUCGAAAGGGAGACUGGGAGCACAGUGCUCAAGUAUGUGACUAAAGUGUUGGUCUGUUUACUCGUUGCUGUCAUCAUCUGGCUCAUAAAAACCUUACUGGUUAAAGUUCUCGCUUCAUCGUUCCAUAUGAGUACUUACUUCGAUCGGAUUCAAGAAUCGUUGUUCACUCAAUACGUGAUUGAGACUCUCUCGGGACCUCCUCGAGUUGAGAUUCAUAUUGAAGAGGAGAAAGUAGCUAACGAUAUUAAGACCUUGGAGAUGGCUGGCGCUAAGCUAUCUCCUCCGGGUCCAAUGGCGGUUUCUCCUUCGCCACAAGUCACCAUUGGAAGCGGAAGGCUGCAGAAGAGUCCGACCAGAAUCGGUAAAAGUCCGGUGCUUUCGCGGUCUGGUUCCAAGAAAGAAGGAGAGGGGGGAGGGAUAAGGAUCGAUCAUUUGCAGAGAAUGAACACUAAGAACGUAUCGGCUUGGAAAAUGAAGAGACUGAUGAAUGUAAUAAGAAAAGGAACUCUUUCUACUUUGGAUGAACAGAUACAAGACACGACCACUCACGAAGAUGACAAAGCCACACAGAUACGAAGUGAGUUUGAAGCGAAACUUGCAGCAAGGAAGAUUUUCCAGAAUGUUGCUGAGCCUGGAUCCAGGUACAUAUAUAUCGAAGACUUUAUGCGUUUUCUGACUGAAGAUGAGUCUGAAAGAGCCAUGGGUCUAUUUGAAGGAGCUUCUGAAAGUAACAAAAUCAGCAAAUCCUGCUUGAAGAAUUGGGUGGUUAAUGCCUUUAGAGAGCGAAGAGCACUAGCUUUAACAUUAAACGACACAAAAACAGCAGUGAACAGGCUUCAUCGAAUCGUAGAUGUGUUGGUCAGCAUUGUGAUCAUAAUCGUCUGGCUUCUCAUCCUUGGAAUCGCUACAACUAAGUUCUUGCUUGUCAUAAGCUCUCAGCUUCUUCUUGUAGUGUUUGUGUUUGGAAACUCAUGCAAAACAAUCUUCGAAGCUGUCAUCUUCGUGUUCGUUAUGCAUCCAUUUGAUGUCGGUGACAGGUGUGAGAUAGAUGGUGUCCAGAUGAUUGUGGAAGAGAUGAACAUUCUCACUACUGUCUUUCUUCGAUUCGAUAAUCAGAAGAUUGUAUACCCGAACAGUCUUCUCGGCACCAAACCCAUCGCUAACUAUUACCGUAGUCCCGACAUGCAAGAUGCCAUUGAGUUCUUUGUCCAUAUUGCAACUCCUCCUGAAAAGACAACCGCCUUGAAACAGAGGAUACUCAGCUAUAUAGAUAACAAGAAGGAUCAUUGGCAUCCAUCACCGAUGAUUGUGUUUAGAGAUAUGUGUGGACUGAACAGUGUGAAGAUCGCGAUGUGGCCAACGCAUAAGAUGAAUCAUCAAGACAUGGGAGAGAGAUUUGUGAGGAGAGGUCAAUUGCUUGAAGAGAUUGGUAGAUAUUGCAGAGAGUUGGAUAUCGAGUUUCGGUUAUAUCCUCUCAACAUCAACAUCAAAAGCAUUCCUUCUUCUGCUACUCCGAUCACUUCUGAUCGUGUUCCUGCAAGCUGGAACCAACAACGCAAUGCUUAAAGAUUGGAAAAGUUUUGAGUUUUUGUACUGUUUGUAUUUGUAGAGAGUGAGUGAAAAGAGAGAAUUUUUUCUUCUUCUUGCUUUUUUUACUCUCUCUUUAUUGAUUGUUUUGAGACCUUGAGGAUUCUUUAUAUAUGAAAUGUGAAACCGGAAUCUGUUUUUGUAGUGAUAGCCAUCAUGCAAUAAAAGCUUGUGCUGUG
This is a messenger RNA of Thlaspi arvense, 2858 nucleotides long. The record is from the annotation of a GenBank genome assembly. Lineage: Eukaryota; Viridiplantae; Streptophyta; Magnoliopsida; Brassicales; Brassicaceae.